Molecule: messenger RNA, 3393 nt
Organism: Austrofundulus limnaeus
Lineage: Eukaryota; Metazoa; Chordata; Actinopteri; Cyprinodontiformes; Rivulidae
Gene: cry1a
Product: cryptochrome circadian regulator 1a
Exons: 14
Coding region: 765-2648 (627 amino acids)
Biological process (GO): entrainment of circadian clock by photoperiod; negative regulation of DNA-templated transcription; circadian regulation of gene expression
Cellular component (GO): cytoplasm; nucleus
Molecular function (GO): DNA binding; FAD binding
Source: RefSeq, a predicted model, not a curated record
GUUGGUGUAGGAACGACAGUAGGUGCGGUUAAGCGGCGGAGCGGCUGUGUGUUGUGGACGUUUCGGAAAUUUUGCUGAAAAAUCCACUGAUAUAUCCGUUUUUCAGGGGAGGAAAGGAGUCAGAAGCGAACGCGAAGCGAUUUCUAGCAGCUAAGACGACCAAUUCGAUAUUAUUGUUUUUACAUAACACGCUUUUCGCGGGGCAGCAGGGGACUCCUGCCACCGUGUUCUUCGGGUGUUUAGUAAGGCCAGCUAAAUUGAAUUACCGGGAAGUUAAUUUCUCUGUUUUUCACUGAUAAUGAAUGUUGCUUUCGAGUCCGUCCAGGAGUUUUAGUUCAUGMGCAUUCUUAUAGGCUCUUUUCGUCAUUCAGAAAAACAAGUUAUACAACAAACCAGGCUACGGCAUCCCGGCCUCCGAGGUCCUAAAGCCCGCAGUGUUCGCGUUCACGGUGCUGCGGAGCGCGCGCAGUCUCGUGCCCAAAUGGUUCAGCAACCAGCUGUCAAUCAAUAUAUCGACAUAAUGGAAAAGGCUCUGUUAGAGCAAGGCUAAUUUUAAAGCUGAACCUUAUUUUUUUAUCCCAGGAUUUACACAAAAAGCGAGUUGAAUCAUUUCUUUGCACUUGUUUCCUUUGUAUUUUCCCCCUCUUUUUUUUUUUUUUUUGGACAUUUCAAAGCGUCAAACUAGUCCCUGAGUCGAGCGAGAAACAACAAAGAGACUAUUUUAUAAUUUUAAAAAAAGAACAAAGGACUUAUCCACUUGAGUGAUGGUCAUUAAUACGAUCCACUGGUUUCGGAAGGGCUUGCGGCUCCACGACAACCCGUCGCUCAGAGAAUCCCUGCAGGGAGCGGACACAGUCCGCUGCGUCUACAUCCUCGACCCCUGGUUCGCUGGGUCUUCUAACGUCGGGAUCAACAGGUGGAGGUUCUUGCUGCAGAGUCUUGAGGAUUUGGACUCCAGCCUCCGUAAGCUCAACUCUCGUCUGUUUGUGAUUCGAGGCCAACCCACAGAUGUCUUUCCCAGYCUUUUCAAGGAGUGGAAGAUCAGUCGUUUGUCUUACGAGUACGACUCUGAGCCCUURGGGAAAGAGAGAGAUGCUGCCAUUAAGAAGCUGGCCUCUGAGGCUGGAGUGGAGGUGACUGUUCGCAUCUCCCACACCCUCUAUGACCUGGACAAGAUCAUAGAGUUAAAUGGGGGUCAGUCCCCCCUCACCUACAAGCGGUUCCAGACCCUCAUCAGUCGUAUGGAUCCAGUGGAAAUGCCUGCAGAGUCCAUUACAGCUGAGAUCAUGGGGAAAUGCAGUACACCCCUGUCUGAAGACCACGAUGACAAGUUUGGGGUUCCAUCGCUGGAAGAACUGGGUUUUGACACCGAGGGUCUGUCCUCAGCUGUGUGGCCCGGAGGAGAAACUGAAGCUCUCACACGACUCGAGAGACAUUUGGAAAGAAAGGCGUGGGUGGCCAACUUCGAGCGUCCCAGGAUGAACGCCAACUCGCUGCUCGCCAGCCCUACAGGCCUGAGCCCGUACCUGCGCUUCGGCUGCCUCUCCUGUCGCCUCUUCUACUUCAAACUCACCGACCUCUACAGGAAGGUGAAGAAGAACAGCUCCCCUCCCCUGUCGCUCUAUGGCCAGCUGCUGUGGCGUGAGUUCUUUUACACCACGGCCACCAACAACCCCUGCUUCGACAAGAUGGAGAGUAACCCCAUCUGCGUCCAGAUCCCGUGGGACCGAAACCCCGAGGCGCUAGCCAAGUGGGCCGAGGGCCAGACCGGCUUCCCGUGGAUCGAUGCCAUCAUGACUCAGCUGCGGCAGGAGGGCUGGAUCCACCACCUGGCCAGGCACGCCGUGGCCUGUUUCCUGACGAGAGGAGACCUGUGGGUCAGCUGGGAGGAGGGCAUGAAGGUGUUUGAGGAGCUGCUGUUGGAUGCAGACUGGAGCGUGAACGCAGGCAGCUGGAUGUGGCUGUCCUGCAGCUCCUUCUUCCAGCAGUUCUUCCACUGCUACUGRCCAGUCGGCUUUGGCCGGCGCACUGACCCUAAUGGAGAUUACAUACGACGCUACCUGCCCAUUCUGCGGGGAUUUCCAGCUAAGUAUAUUUACGACCCGUGGAACGCUCCAGAGGCGGUGCAGAAAGCUGCCAAAUGUAUUGUUGGUGUCCAUUAUCCAAAACCAAUGGUGAACCACGCCGAGGCCAGCUGUAUCAACAUCGAGCGAAUGAAACAGAUCUACCAGCAGCUCUCCUGUUACAGAGGCCUGGGUCUUUUGGCGACAGUUCCGUCCAACUCUAAUGGUAACGGAAACAAUGAGGCUUCCUCAGAUGGGAUGGGAUUCCCUGCUGAAGUGUCACAAAAGUCUGCAGCUCCAACUGCCUACCAGAUGCCUGUUCAUCCACAAGGAGACUGGCAAAGUGGAGUCAUGAUGUACAUUCAGAGCGAUCCACAAAACAAUGCUGUCACUCCUCAGCAGGUUCCAGGUUAUGCUGCAGGUACAAGUAUGAUGUGUUACACACAAAACAGCCAGCAGAUUCAAGCUCCUGUCAUCCAGAAAGGCCCUGAACACCACCUCGCCACACAGACCAGUGGGAAAAGACACAAUGAGGACUCUGGGAACGGCAGGGGAUCCAAAGUCCAGAGACAGAGCAACCACUGAUGUGGUCCUGCACAGCACCCAUCACACCAAAAACCAAAACAGGCACUAAAACGUUUGCUCCAGCACCGUGUUGCAUGAACGCACCUUCAGAUUGAACACCCUAACCGUCCCCAUCACCAAAUGUUUUUAACUCUCAAGUAAACGGACUGUAAAUUAUCCCGAGGACUGCACAUCCCAGGCAGUGCUGACGAGACUGAAGCAGCUGUUUGACCGUGCUUCUCUUUGGGUUAUAACAUUGGGACAAACAUCCUUUUUUGUAUAUAAUGAUUUUGCUAAUUGCAGCUCAAACACAACUUGUACAUAUUUUGAUUUGAUGUGUUUUCUCUCUGCAUAGCCAUAGACCCGUUGAUAUAUUUUUGAUAUGAGGAAAAUGUGAAAGGAUUAUUUCUUUUUUUGUCGGGGAGGGGGGCCAAUUUUCAACAAAAACAAACAAAAGACAAAAACAUUUGCAGAAUAUCUGUACAUUAAAACAAAAAAGCAGAGAAAGCUUCUUGUCUGUGCUAGUACAACCAUAUGCCUGCAAUUUUUUUCCUACAUUAGUUUUUAAGCCACCUGAUGUAUACUUAUUAACACAAAUGUUUUGAUCGUUCUCUGUCAUUACGUGUGAACGUGUCUCAUUCCUUAUCAGGUCAUAUGACAUCCUUUUGUUGCCUGUGUUUGUUAUGCUUCAUUAGAAUGAGAGGAAUAGAGGCUUCACAUCAUGGUGCCCCCUGUAAACUCCUGAUUAAUAAAUGUACAAACUGAA